Molecule: messenger RNA, 202 nt
Organism: Neurospora tetrasperma FGSC 2508
Lineage: Eukaryota; Fungi; Ascomycota; Sordariomycetes; Sordariales; Sordariaceae
Exons: 1
Coding region: 18-188 (56 amino acids)
Source: RefSeq, a predicted model, not a curated record
CAAGAAGCACAUGGAAAAUGGAUGUGAACACCCGAAAAUCAUAUGUCCGCAGCUAUUGCGGUUGUCGUUGUCUGAAGAAGGAAAGUGAACUUGAGAACCUGCUCUGCAUGAGAGGUAGGAUCUUUGAUGGAAGCUGGACUAACGUAUGUAAGCCUGGGCCACCAGUUGAUGAUCGAGUGAGCGGAUAGAAAACUACGAGGAU